AUGUCAUUCAAAGCUAAAUAUAAACAUUUAUAUUGUUCACAUGUUCUAAGACAAUUUGAAAGUCCAAGCUCAAUUUAUAACAAGGAUACUCUUAGUGAUACAGAAAUUGUUGAAAUGGUUUUAGAAGAUGCACAAAUUGAAGGUGGUGCUAAUGUAGAUUCUGAUGAAGACAGUGAAGAACCACCACCACGAUUAAAAAAGCUUAUGGAUCUUUGA
Messenger RNA from Entrophospora sp. SA101, 216 nucleotides. NCBI's taxonomy places the organism in Eukaryota, Fungi, Glomeromycota, Glomeromycetes, Entrophosporales, Entrophosporaceae. The record is from the annotation of a GenBank genome assembly.